This is a messenger RNA of Osmerus eperlanus (European smelt), 4775 nucleotides long. RefSeq names its product protein bicaudal D homolog 2-like. The coding region runs from base 291 to 2858 and encodes 855 amino acids. Gene Ontology annotation, molecular function: cytoskeletal adaptor activity; dynein complex binding. The record is from RefSeq and is a predicted model, not a curated record. Lineage: Eukaryota; Metazoa; Chordata; Actinopteri; Osmeriformes; Osmeridae. The transcript has 8 exons.
CUUGAAACGCACCGUAUUCCAAAACGAUGAUCUCAGCUUAGUUCCUUUCUAGACUCAUGAAGUUGUUUGGGGGAAAUAAAACGGGGGGCGCAUAUGGAGCCUUUACCAGUAUAUUAACUGUUUCGGCAACUGACAUGUGUCUCAAAAAGUGACUUGAAGUGAGUGGGAAAGUCUCAGCAAUGCAGUACAAACACAAGAGGCACUGAUUUUGCGCGUGCAAGAGGAUCGUCCGCGGUCUGUCUAGGGCUGGGUCCGUUAUCGUUGUAGUUGGCGGAAACCGGCUGGCCAAGAUGUCUGGGGAGGAACGGGAAUACCCCGAGGCGACACUGGUAACAGAGGCCGGGCCACAGUGGCUUCAAGCGGAGAUGGAACGUCUAUCCCGGGAGUUGAGUGAAACGACCCAUGAGAAGAUCCAGGCAGCGGAAUAUGGGUUGGCGGUGCUCGAGGAGAAACAACAACUCAAACAGCGUUUUGAUGAGAUGGAGACCGAGUACGAGACGGUUCGGCAGGAACUCGACCAGCUGAAGGAGGCGUUCGGCCAGGCCUACUCCACCCACAGGAAGGUGGCGGCGGAUGGGGAGAGCCGGGAGGAGUGUCUGAUCCUGGAGUCGGCCAGCAAGGAGGCCCACUAUCAGAGGCUGGUGCUGGAGCUGCAGACUGAGCUGAGGCAGGCCAGGGACGCCCUCGGCUGCACCCAGGCCGAAAACGAACGCAUGGCCUCCGUCGCCGUGGAGAUGAGAGAGAGCUGUGCUCUGGUGGAGCUGCAGCAGGGACAGCUGCGUGCAGACAUCAGGGAGUACAAGGUGCGGGAGGCGCGCCUGCUGCAGGACUACAGCGAGCUGGAGGAGGAGAACAUCUCCCUGCAGAAGCAGGUGUCCCUGCUGAGGCAGAGCCAGGUGGAGUUUGAGGGCCUGAAGCACGAGAUCCGUCGCCUGGAGGAGGACUCCCAGUGUCUCCACAGCCAGCUGGAGGAGGCCCUGCGUCUGAGGGAGAUCUCCGAGCGCCAGCUCUCCGAGGCCCUGGAGACCAUCAAGACUGAGCGCGAGCAGAAGGCGGCACUGCGUAAGGAGCUCUCCCACCACAUGACCAUCGGAGACGCCUUCUACCACAGCCCCCUGGCCGGCGUCUCGCUGGACGGUCUCAGGCUGGCCGAGGACCCCUCUUCCCCUGGCAGCGAGCCCGACCACGGCGCCCUGAUCCGGGGGCUGGAGAACGGCGUGUCCAGGGGGGGCGGCGGCGGGGAGGACCACAGGGGCGUGGGGGCCAAGCGAGGGGAGGCCUUCAGACCCGCCCCCAGCCUGGUGGAUGACCUGCUGAGCGAGCUGAACAUCUCGGAGAUUCAGAAACUCAAGCAGCAGCUCAUGCAGGUGGAGCGAGACAAGACGUCUCUGCUGUCCUCGCUGCAGGCCUCCCAGAAGCAGCUGGAGGAGGCUCACGGCUCCCUGGCCGAGCAGCGCGAGACGGUGGGCCGCCUCAGCGAGAACCUGAGCGCCAUGCGGAAGCUCCAAGCCAGCAAGGAGCGCCACUCGACCCUGGACAGCGAGAAGGAGCGCGACAGCAGGGACGACGACGGCGACGGCGGCGACUACUACGAGCUGGACAUCGACGGGCCGGAGAUCCUCCGCUGCAAGUACACGGUGGCCGUGUCCGAGGCGGGAGACCUGCGCCAGGAGCUGAAGGCCCUGAAGGCCGAGUACCAGGAGUGCCGGGCGCGGUACGACGAGGAGCGCGGCCGGCUGGAGGCCCACGUCCAGGAGCUGAGCUCCAAGCUGGCGUCCCUGGAGGAGAGCAGCCGGGCGGAGCGCCAGGAGGCGGCGCGGCUGGAGAAGGAGCUGCGGCAGGUGAGCGAGGCGGCGGGGGAGUCGCAGGGCAGCCUCAACGUGGCCCAGGACGAGCUGGUGGCCUUCAGCGAGGAGCUGGCCAACCUCUACAACCACGUGUGCAUGUGCAACAACGAGAUGCCCAACCGCGUCAUGCUGGACUACUACAAGGACGGCAAGGCCAGCCUGGGGCGGGGCCGCGAGGGCAGGGGCCGGAGGUCGUCCCCGGUCCUGCUCGCCAACGGCCUCGUACCGGAGUCGUCCGACCCCGGGAGCGCCGUCGACGACGCCGCCCCGGCCUCUACUCCCUCGACCCCCGAGCCUCGUGCCGAGCCCAUGAACAUCUACAACCUGGUGGCCAUCAUCCGCGACCAGAUCCGCCACCUGCAGCAGGCGGUGGACCGCACCACGGAGCUGUCCCGCCAGAGGCUGGCCUCCAUGGAGCUGGGCUCGGUGGCAGACAAGGACAAGGAUGCCUGCAUGGGGGAGAUCCUGAAGCUCAAGUCCCUGCUCAGCACCAAGAGGGAGCAGAUCGCCACCCUGAGGACCGUGCUGAAGGCUAACAAGCAGACGGCAGAGGUGGCGCUGGCCAAUCUGAAGAGCAAGUACGACAUUGAGAAGACGAUGGUGACAGACACCAUGAUGAAGCUGAGGAACGAGCUGAAGGGCCUGAAGGAGGACGCCGCCACCUUCUCCUCGCUACGCGCCAUGUUUGCCACGCGCUGCGACGAGUACGUCACCCAGCUGGACGACAUGCAGAGGCAGCUGGCCGCAGCCGAGGAUGAGAAAAAGACCCUGAACUCGCUCCUCCGCAUGGCCAUCCAGCAGAAACUGGCCCUGACCCAGCGCCUGGAGGACCUGGAGUUCGACCACGAGCAGGCCAGGCGCAGCGGCGUGGGCGGCCGGGGGAAGACCUCUGCCAAGGGCAGAGGAGCCGCCAACCACCACGCUACAUCUGCUCGUCAGUCACCUUCUCAUGUCCAGUCAACGCCUCCAUCGUUUCGUUUCAUAUGUGUAGGUGGUAGUCGACCCAUCUAACGUGUGUGUCACCAUUAGUGUGAGUCCUCUGUUUCUUGCAGUCAAAUGCAUAGCAUGCUCUGUCCUCCAGUCUCCAUCCACUCUGCACUCUAACCACAGCCACUAACUCAUCUUUCCAUCCUAACUUUACCUCACUAAAUGCACGCGAUUAACACACAAGUGAUUUAAUCGGGUGAAAAUUUUCCAAAUCCAUACCUGAUGAUUUUAACGGUAUUUCUUUUAAAUCUCUCCAAUUUUUUUGCAGUAACUAAAUCAUGCAGAAUUCUUCAGGUUGUAUAUGGCGUACCUUUCACCGUGGUGGAGAGAGAACCCUGCCGUUGACUAUACAAAAGCACACACGCACACACUGCCUUGUGGUAGACACACACACCAUUGAUCUUAAAGACGGACGUGAAUUCACGUGAAGUUUGGUGCAUCAGUGAGGCUUCCGGAAUCUAGAGUGUGUGGGUGUGGACCUCCUGACCCCACCAGCCCCCCUCCCUGACUCCACCAGCCCCCCUUCCUGCCCCCACCAGCCCCCCUCCUUGACAUUUCUCCUUGAUAAUCCCUCUGAGUCAACACCUGACCCCGCCCCCCUGUUACUGCGCACUUUUGUUACAGUUAUUUUUCAGAAUCAUGCUUGUGACACCUCGGUGAAUGUCAUAAGAUGUUGUUUGGCUUCUUUUACCUUCAAGUCAUGACCUUUUGGAACAUACGUUUUGAUUAACUUGAAUAUUAUAGAUAUCUUUUAUUAUUUGCGCAUGCAAGUAACUGCCAGAUUCAUAGUUUAAUUUUCAAGGAAAGCCACGUUGAUCAUGGAUAUUUAUUUUAUUUGAUAUUGGGAAGGUCAUAGGAACUUAAGUGACUUACUUCAGGUUUCUCUGGGGUCAAUAAUACAAUGGGGCCUAACAGACAAGCAGGAAUUUACAGAAAACAGAUAUUGAAGAUGCAUUGAAAUAAGUCUUCUAAUACUUACCACAUCUUCAUAAUUUGUUUGACAAAUGAUCAAGCUCAUCAGGACAUUUUGCCUUUGUUAUUCACCUCUUGGCCUAGAAUGAUUGUGCCUUUCUGUUCACAAAGGAGUACCAGAACUGUAUUUCUGUUACAUUUCUUACUGAUUUAAUAAAGAGAAGCACAUUACCCACUAAAAGGAAAAGUGAGUGAAACUGAUAGAGAAAUGGAGAAUAUUUCUUGACGAAAAAAUGGUAAUGUCUGUGGUCUUGAAUGCAAGAUUAGAUGUUUCAGAAAACGUAACUGUUAACUUUGGCCACCUUGUUAUGAGUCUGUUUCAGAAAUAUUAGUGUGACUGAGAAUAUUAAUGCAAGUAUUUAUUUAUUCUCAAGCUUUGUAUGGUAAAGGUGAUGUUAAAAUAAUAUUAAUUAAAUAUUAUUAAGAAGAUUUUUAUUUAGCUAGCUUUAUUUUAUAAACAUUUUUAUAUAAAAAAAACAUUUCACUUCCUAAAAAGCUGAAGAAAAUAAAGUUACCUUGUCUACAAAUAUGCUGUGCCAUUUUGUCAGUAUUGUUUGCUUAACAAAACAUUACAUCUGGGGUGCUUGUAAACUUGCAAACUGUAAGUGCAAUUUCAAGUAGUGUCCAUUGGGGGAAAGCAAAAAUGUUUGCUCCCAAGCUAUUGUUGUGUUAAAGCAUUUUAUACUUAUUCUCACAGUCUUGCUUCUCAUGUGUUUGCAUAUGUUUGUACUAAAUCAUCACUUAUUUGUAUUUAUUUGAUACAACGCUGUGGUUGUUGUUGAUUAUGAUGGAUGAUAUACUGGUACCAAAAUAACAAGGUAACUCUGCUAUUUCAUAGGACCGUUUGAAAAUGUGGUAAAUGUGCUCAUUGGAAAACAUGUUCUUUAAUGCAGUGACAAUGUGCAUAGACAGCUAAUGUGGCUCUGCUUUAAAGUUAUGCCUAAUGGAAAAUAAAAUUAACCUAACGUU